Messenger RNA from Liolophura sinensis, 1539 nucleotides. RefSeq names its product guided entry of tail-anchored proteins factor 1-like. Bases 33 to 539 code for a protein of 168 amino acids. The record is from RefSeq and is a predicted model, not a curated record. The transcript is spliced from 5 exons. Gene Ontology annotation, cellular component: GET complex. Lineage: Eukaryota; Metazoa; Mollusca; Polyplacophora; Chitonida; Chitonidae. Gene Ontology annotation, biological process: tail-anchored membrane protein insertion into ER membrane. Gene Ontology annotation, molecular function: protein-membrane adaptor activity.
UACAAAAGCUUCAGUUUCUGAUUUUUAGGAAAAUGUUUCUGUUGAUUUUCAUUUUGGUGCUUGUCGUUGUGUUUUCUUACCUUCCACAAUAUUCGCCACUUAUUUCAAAACAUAUAAGCAAGAGGUUGUUCAAGAUCACAGAUGAAGAACUUAAUUUAAGAACCCAGGUGAAGGAUCUCAAAACUCAACAGGAAAGCAUAAGUGUGACGGACCACUUUGCCAAAUAUUUCAAACUUCAGAGGCAGAUAGAUAAACUGCUGGAUAAUGUCAAAGGGAAAGCCAAUGCUCGUCUGCAGAAAACCACCAUGGUGACAAUGGCUGUGAAAAUAUCAAUUCAUAUUAUUCAUAUCUUGUUCAUGUUGUCGUUGAUCCUGUCCUAUAGACGAGAGCCAUUACUGGUCAUGCCUGCACAGUGGUUCACUCCCCUGGCUAAACUCAUCGCCUUCCCAACAGGAAUAGCAGGAGGAGUUGGCGUGACAUUUUGGAUUUUGGCAUGUAAUACGGUGGUGCAGAAAGGAAGAAGGUUAGCUGGUGUGUGACAUGGGUUGGAGCACGCAUGUAAUAGAUGAAGUGAAUAUCAUUGGUUCGCACACUAAGUGGACAGGGUGCUAUUGUCCCUCAGGGUGGACCCAGUGAGUUUUGAAUUCUGACAAUUAUAUGACUGAUAUACAUGUACAACACUAUAUGCGAGAGUUGUUAGUCAGGUGAUGUGCAGAUGAGAUCAAGAGGUGACUCAAGAUGCCAUGAUUGCAAACUACAGGUGUGUUGGAGUUAAGAGCUCAUGUAUGUUUGUUGCACAGAUCCUGAUCCAUUAAGUGAAAGACUGUCAAGAUUUUAAAAAUGACCUGCCAAUACCUGUAUCACCAACAGCUGAAGUUCGGACCAGACUUACAUAAUUAAGAGGGAGGAGUCCAUUUGGGGGAAUGAUAAAAGUUUUCCAUGUCAGUCCUUAUGGAUCACUAUCAUGUGUUGUUCUCUUCAGAUUCUGUCUGAAAUAGCUGGAAAUUUGUGUUGAUUUUGGCUUUACAAGAUCAAAUGUUUCCUGAAAUCGCUUGUCCAAAAUGGCCGGUGGUAUGACAUAAACAUACUUGGGAUUUGGUGAUGCAUGGAAGUCCUCUUUUUCUUUGGCUCUAUUUUUAUUUCAUUUUUUUGCAACGUUUGGUGAUCCAGUUUGUGUGAACUGUUUAGAUCUAUACAUUAUUCUGCUUGUUACUAUAAAGCAGAGUUGAGACUUGUGGUUGAAUGUUGGUGAAAAAGCGCUAAUUCACAAUGGCUGUGACAUCCGUCUUCUAUAACUGAAUCUCUCCUCAAGUGAAUGGCCCAUGUUGAAAAAAAAAAAAAAGAUUUCAAAGAAAUGAUCAACCAGCAAAAAGACUGAGCGACUAGAACUGCUGCAUGUCACAGCUAAAAAAUUAGCGUGAGCAAUGGGGGUUAGAAGGAAGAGCUUCCUACAAGUGCAUUAUUAUUUGUUGUUUUAUACAUGGUAUACCUUACUAGUUUAAUCAUUAUUCAUACUUUCUGUGAAUAAAUGAGUAACUU